AUAAUUAGUUAUUAUCGGAAAGAAAACAGAAUUAGUUACGCUUAACCAAUAACGUAUGCACAAAGUAUAUUUUCUGAAGAGUCUGGUAUUUGAAAUUCAUAAAAAUGACAGUCUAUAUAGAUGAUUGUACCCAUAUUGUGCGUAAUUGCAUGUUAUGCCUAAGGCUAAGAAGAAAUCUUACCUUAAAAAGGUAAGAGAAAUGCGAGAAUAUAGACGACAAAAAUUAAGAUCAGAAACAUUAGAAGAACGUGCUAUUAGAUUAUAUUCUGCUGCUGAAAGAAUGAAGAACGCCAGGGCAAAAGAAACAGAAGAGCAGGCAGCAAUAAGAAGAAUGCAAGAAGCUCAGCGUAUGGCUAGGCAUCGUGCUAAAAAGAAGCGUUGCUUAGAUGAAAAUUUAGCAAGAGAAAUUUCCAAAAUUGCUGAAUUGUCAAAAAUGCCAGAUGCAGCAACGAUAGCUCAAAUGUCAGAAAUGAAUAUGAAUAAAAUUUCUGCAGAAUUAAAACAAAUGAUGGAAAGAGGAAAAGUCCCAGAACAUAUAGUUCAAAUGGCUCAACUUGCUGAAUUUAGCAAAAUGACUGAAUUAAAUAAAAUGUCUCAGGAUAUGGCUAAGAGAUACGAGAUGGAAAAAAUGGCAGAAUAUGCUAAAACAACAGAAUACAUGAAGAUGCAAGAAAUUGCAAAAAUGUCAGAAAUUGCCAAAAUGAAUGAAAUGGUGAAACUUUCUGAAAUGGCUAAAUACAAUGAUAUCACAAAAAUUAAUGAAAUCGCGAAAAUGAAUGAAAUGAUGAAAAUGUCUCAAAUGGCAAAGAUUAAUGAAGUUCAAAGAAUGAAUGAAAUAGCCAAACUUAAUGAAAUGGUAAAAAUGACAGAAAUGGCAAAAUAUAAUAAUGAUAUAACCAAAUUAAAUGAAAUUGCGCAAAUUAAUGAGAUGGCUAAAGAAAUUGCAAAAAUGAAUGAAAAAACAAAAAUGAAUGAAAUGAUUAAAAUGGCAAACAUGCAGAACGAUAUUACAAAGAUGCCUGAAUAUUCGAAAAUGGCAGAAAUGGCAAAAUUAACUGAGUUGGCUAAAUUAAAUGAAAUAACAAUAACAAAAUUAAAUGACCCACCACCACCAAAGGUACCAGAAAUUCCACGAAUUCCUGAACCUGUGAUCACUGUGCCAAACCCAAGAAAUUUGCAAAAUGUUCAAACUGUUCAAGUAGCACAGGCCAGCCCAUCCAGUACAAUAAAUUUUCCUACUGUGCCUGGUCAGGGCAAAUAUGCUCAGUUAUUGGUUAUUAUUGAAGAGCUUGGAAGAGACAUACGCCUUUCUUACGCUGGAAGUCGCAGCGCAGCUGAACGCUUGAAGAUGGGUAUUCAGCAUGCUAGAAUUCUUGUACGGGAAUGUCUAUUGGAAACAGAACAUAACGCACGGCAAUGAUCUGCCGACAUACUUAGCGAUUAGAUUUUUAGUCGAUUAUUUUACAAAGUAAUAAUAUGUACAUUGUAUGAAGUACAGCAGUAUAUUUUAA
Molecule: messenger RNA, 1511 nt
Organism: Eufriesea mexicana
Lineage: Eukaryota; Metazoa; Arthropoda; Insecta; Hymenoptera; Apidae
Product: eukaryotic translation initiation factor 3 subunit A
Exons: 1
Coding region: 155-1420 (421 amino acids)
Cellular component (GO): nucleus; cytoplasm
Source: RefSeq, a predicted model, not a curated record